Molecule: messenger RNA, 1095 nt
Organism: Colletotrichum godetiae
Lineage: Eukaryota; Fungi; Ascomycota; Sordariomycetes; Glomerellales; Glomerellaceae
Exons: 1
Coding region: 262-1002 (246 amino acids)
Source: RefSeq, a predicted model, not a curated record
CCAAAAAAUAAAUAAAAAAAAUCGUCCUCUUAUCUUCCUCCCGAGUUGAAUACAGAUCACGGAUCGCGCGCCAAGCGGUUGUUUCCGAACACAUCCUGGUCGUGCGACGCGAGGGUCGGUCUUAACCAAAGCUUCUACCAAUCCCUGUGCCACACAACGCUACGGUUACCACGAAGGAGGUUCAAGGCAACCUGGAAAAGAGACUGAGAAAACACACAGACGCACGCUUGCAGUCCCAAUUCGUCCCUUCAGAUUCCUUGGAUGUUUGAUCUUCCACAGUGUGGACUGUUUCAAUUCAACCACGACGACGACGAUUCCCGCGACGCGGCAAGGCAAAGAAGGAAAGGAACAGCAUCCCCGUUCCGUCCCAUUCCAUCCCAUCCUCACCCUUCGAAUCAGGAAGACGCAGAGACAGAAAAGAGCCACAGUGAAAGACAGAAGAGAUACCAGGACAGAACGGAGAAACGUCGAAUUGCCGACAUUGCAUGGGUAUCCGUACCUGAAUUGUACCCACACCCUGGACAAUUCCGCAGUUCCCACACUUGCAGAACAUUGAUCCACCGAUCCAUUCAACCCAGCGCUGCCAAUCCAAUCCCACCCCGUCUUCUUCUUCAUCGAUCCCAGCCAAUGACGGCUCGGAUAUUCGUUGACAUGCAUUGGCAGGCCAAAGGUGGGCUAGCUAGCCUGCAAGGGCCCCGCAAAAUUGCCGUGUUUGUCGUGUGUCGAAAAUUCCCGCCCACACGGCUGCUGCACCGAGACUGCGGGACUUUUUCUCCCAAAGCACCGAAGGUUGGAUGGGAUUUUCCACGUUCGUCUGGCAAGCGCAAUGGCAUCGCUCUAUCCAGCGACAGGACGAUCGCAGAAGACUCAAAAAAGGACAGGACAGGCAGAAGAACACGGCACCGAGAGCGAGCCCAGCUAGAACAAUCAGACAGAAAUGACAGACUUCCGGGGCCCAAUCCCGCCAUGUCUUGGCAAGUUCUGGUUGGGGGGCUUGGCUGAAGCUGAAGCUGGUUUCUUCUUACCGUUGUAGGCCCCAAUUGUCUGUUCUCAAUUUCUGAGCAGACACAACAACAAGCCCCAUGGCUGGGUGUG